GCAAAGUUGAAAACCCAUAAACCCUUCUUUUUCUCAAUAUUUUUCUGUUUCGACAAAAUGAGCUUCUCUGCUUCACUCUCCCAUGGCAUCUCCCUGCAGUUUUCGUCAUCCUUCCAUGGCGAACCUUUAUCAUCAAAAUCAAUUGUCUUCAUCUCCUCUCCUUCGUCUUCUUUCUCUGGGAAACAGUCUCGUUUUCCAAAGAAGCUGGUUGUUUAUUCCAAGAGAAGAUCCGGUUUAGAAGAAGCCAUGAGAAUACAGAGAGAGAGUGAACUCCAAAGUACAAGAAAGUUUAGAAGAAGGCCACCUUUGAGGCGAGGAAAGGUAUCACCACGUCUCCCUGUGCCUGAUCACAUACCAAAGCCUCCUUACGCGGGUUCAUCUCUAUUGCCAGAACUUUCAAGUGAGCAUCAGAUUCAUGAUGCCGAAGGCAUUGCCCGUAUGAGGGCUGCUGGUGAGCUUGCUGCUCGUGUCUUGGACUAUGCAGGAACAUUAGUUAGGCCAUCAGUGACAACAGAUGAAAUUGACAAAGCAGUCCACAAAAUGAUCAUUGAGGCUGGUGCCUACCCUUCACCUCUUGGCUAUGGAGGAUUUCCCAAGAGUGUAUGUACUUCAGUGAAUGAGUGCAUGUGCCAUGGGAUACCUGAUUCUCGCCAGCUACAGGAUGGGGACAUAAUAAACAUUGAUGUGACUGUCUACUUAAAUGGUUAUCAUGGUGACACAUCAAAGACAUUUCUUUGUGGAAAUGUCAGUGAUGAACUUAAGUGCCUUGUGAAGGUAACUGAAGAGUGCUUAGAGAAAGGCAUAGCUCUUUGCAAAGAUGGUGCUAGUUUCAAGAAAAUUGGAAAGAGAAUCAGUGAGCACGCUGAAAAAUAUGGCUAUGGUGUGGUGGAGCGUUUUGUUGGACACGGUGUAGGGACUGUUUUUCAUUCUGAACCAAUUAUCAUGCAUCAUCGCAAUGAAAAACCUGGGGUCAUGGUUGAAGGGGAAACAUUUACCAUUGAACCGAUUCUUUCAAUGGGAAGCAUUGAGUGUGUUACUUGGCCUGACAACUGGACAACUUUGACCAAUGAUGGGAGUCCUGCUGCACAGUUUGAGCAUACUAUCCUAAUUACUAGAACUGGUGCGGAAAUUUUAACAAAGUUUUGAUUUUUUUUUAAAAUUAAUUAUUUUUCUUCUGCCAUUAGCUAUUCCAAUACAUGAAUUUGUAGUGCUGGAUACAAAUAAGCAUCCAUUCAUAUGCCUCCUUCCCUAUAAAACGUAGAAUAAUGGCAUGCUACUGGAAACCAGUUCAGAAAAGCUUUUGAUUCAUUUAACAAAAUUAAUUGCAAUUGCCUAAAAACAAUAUAUGUUGUAAUGUACCUAGGACUAGUUUAUCACCUACCAUUUUGGUAAGCAAAUGGUACAUAUUGUAUUUGACCAAUAGCAUUCCAAUUGUCAUUAUUUCUUUCUCAUAUUUAGUUAGGUGUGUGAAUUCAGCUAUUGACUCUUAUUUCUAAUUCUCACCGGUUCUUUUGAAAUCAUAGUUGAGUUCUUUAAUAAACUAGUUACUUAUGAGCUGGUCGGUGCGGAUCCAACCUGUCUUCAAUUUGGAAGAAAAGCACCUUUCUAGG
Rubroshorea leprosula is the source of this 1610-nucleotide messenger RNA. The record is from the annotation of a GenBank genome assembly. NCBI's taxonomy places the organism in Eukaryota, Viridiplantae, Streptophyta, Magnoliopsida, Malvales, Dipterocarpaceae.